This is a messenger RNA of Paraphaeosphaeria sporulosa, 1861 nucleotides long. Its product is annotated as WSC-domain-containing protein. Bases 279 to 1754 code for a protein of 491 amino acids. The record is from RefSeq and is a predicted model, not a curated record. NCBI's taxonomy places the organism in Eukaryota, Fungi, Ascomycota, Dothideomycetes, Pleosporales, Didymosphaeriaceae. The transcript is spliced from 5 exons.
ACCAGUUUGUCGGGCAUGUAUGGGUGAGACGAGGUAGAGUAAGGUAAGCCACUGUACACUACUUUUGGAGCGACAUCCCCGAGUUCUGCGAAGUCCUGGGCCAACUCCGUUCUCACCUUCACCCUCACUUCUUUUCAUACAUUCGUUUGGCAGGUUUGACACCUGUGCCGCUCCUUUAUUUGUGCCUUUCUCUCCGUGAAUAUAUUCCCGUCACUCUUUUUCUUGUUGCCUCGUUGAGAAAUCGCUCUAUCGCUGCCCAAGUCUCGUGCUCCAGCAGUAUGCAGUAUCUCCUUGGCCUCGCUGCUUUGCUAGCAGCUCCCGCAAGCAGCACCUUCGUCGUGCAAUGUUACUCUCGUCUUUUCGAUCAGCGAGCCGAUCCCGUUGUCAACCCGGGUGUUGCUUCUGGCCAUGUGCACACCAUCACCGGCGGGUCAGGCUUCAACUUCUCCAUGACAUAUGACGAUGCUCGGGCUUCAUCUUGCUCUACUUGCAACAUCAAGCAAGAUCUGUCCAACUACUGGACCCCGAAGCUCUACUUCAAAGCACAGAAUGGCAGCUUCCUCGACGUUCCCAUUGUCGGCGAUACCGAUGGCGGCCAAAUGGGCGGCAUGGCAGUAUACUACUUGACGCGACCCGGUCCCGACAACGACAAGCUCACCGCAUUCCCCAAAAACUUCCGCAUGCUCGCCGGCGAUCCCAUGAAGCGCAACGAAACCGACGACUUCGCCUCGCGCGCCGUCUCCUACAAGUGCGUCUCCGCCACCAACGAUAAAGCCGAUAUCCGCCACCUGCCCACCGACAAAUGUGACCAGAUCCGCGCCCAGGUCACCUUCCCCGCGUGCUGGGACGGCAAAAACACUGACUCGGAGGACCACAAGUCGCACGUCUCGUACCCUGAGGAGGGAAACUACGACGGCGGCCGCUGCCCUAAGACCCAUCCCGUGCACCUCGUCACCCUCUUCUCGGAAGUCUACUACGACACCCGCGGCUUCCAGGACAUGUGGUACGGCGACCAGCAGCCAUUCGUGCUUGCCAACGGCGACGCAACGGGGUACGGGUACCACGGCGACUUCGUGAACGGGUGGGACGUCGAUGCGUUGCAGAAGGGUCUAGACAUGUGCCCGGACGGCGUGGAGGACUGCGCGCAGAAAGCCUUUGGGGAUUUUAACUCCCCCGAUGAGACGAAAGAGUGCAAGUUGCCCUCCAUGAUUGACGAGCCUGUCGCGGGCGUCCUCGAUGCGUUGCCGGGCUGCAAUGAAGUCUCCUACGGACCCGAGCCUGCCACCAAGACGGAGAACUGCAAUGCGCCGAAGCUGGAGAGCACGUUGAGCCCGAAACUCGCUGGCUAUGUGGAUGUUACGAAUAAGGGGUUCAAGUACAUCGGCUGUGGAAAGGACAAUGCGCUGGAGAGGACGCUGAGUGAGGAGCUGUUGACGGGGGAUGACAUGACGGUGGAUAAGUGCAUCGACUUUUGUAAAAGCAAGUCCAAGUCAUACGCUGGGUUGGAGUACUCCGGCCAGUGCUACUGCGGCAGCGCCGUUGCCGAUGACCGGGCACCGGCGUCUGCUCGUGGAGUGGGUAACUGCCUGAUGAAGUGUUCCGGCAACCAGGAGCAGGUCUGCGGUGGCAACGAUGCUAUCAGCCUGUAUGAGGCCUGCUCUGGAGGUGCCUGCACCAAUGCCGCUAAGCGUCACAGCCGCAGACUUGCGAGCAUGGAGGUUGCGCGUGCAGAUUCGGCGGCUAGGGGGAUGUGAAGGGAUAUGUGAAUUCCUGUUCCUGGUGCGUUACUGGAUUUGCUAUGAUUCGAUGGAAGCCUUUAUUGUAUUCGCUUCUUGUAUAUAGUUAUCAACAGACGACAUUG